This is a messenger RNA of Letharia lupina, 813 nucleotides long. RefSeq lists its product as uncharacterized. The transcript is spliced from 5 exons. The record is from RefSeq and is a predicted model, not a curated record. Lineage: Eukaryota; Fungi; Ascomycota; Lecanoromycetes; Lecanorales; Parmeliaceae. The coding region runs from base 1 to 813 and encodes 270 amino acids.
AUGAUCUCGUUCACCGCUUUCGUGCUUGCACUUUCAAACAUAAUCCUUGUCUCCGCCCUUACAUUGAACAGCUCAUCACUGAUCCUACCAGGCUCUGCUGUAGCCAAUGUAACCAACUCCAAUUACAUUCACGAAUGCAACGGGAUAAGAUUCGGCUACAGCUUGGACAGCACAAGUUGCACCGAAGCUUUGAACCAAAUAGAUGCCUCCUCUACCACCGAGCAGACCUACGGUGCGCGGUAUAAAGGUUCAUUCGACGUAAAGUUGCCCAAAAGAUACAUCAGCUCGGACGGACGCUGCAUCAUCGAACCGAACAUCAUACUCGGUGAACCCUCCGCUCGUGCGAGUCUGCAAGAAGUCGCAUCCGCAGCCAGCUACAUCAUCGACCAAUGUGUGACUGCAAGGCCAUCCCAGGGCGGGAAAGUGCGCGAUAUAGGUGGCGACAACGACCUAAGCGUCGCCGUUCUAAAGUAUGAGCCCAAACAAGUGCAAUGUUCUGGCACGGUAUCCCCUUCGCUACUGUCAUCGUGCCAGAACAUCGUCAACACCAUGCCCGCAAGCAUGGACUUUACGACCUGGGGACCGGAAAAUGACCCACUGGCUGUUAUGAAGUUGCCUCUGACUUAUCAUUCAUUGGAUCAAAGAUGCAAGUUGAGCAUUCGCACUGCAGGACCGACGGAUACGUUUUCGAGAUAUCAAUUCUGGACCGUGGCGGUGGCGCUGACCGGCGUGUGUGUGAGGAAUGAACAGGUAGGGAUGAGAGAUGGUUUGGGGCUGGGCGAUCACCUCUCCAUGGAAAUUGGUCCAGCAUGA